AAGCUGGCAACAUUAACAGUGUCAACCGGAGAGCCGCCAUUUUUAGGAAUUAGUUUUUGGAUGGACGCAAGAAAACGCCGAAAGAAAAUAAACGUGUACUUUAUCAUUAGGAAGUUGAAUUAAUUGUUUAGUGGAAGAAAACAAAAUAAAAUGUCUGGUGGCAGCGGAUCUAACAGAAAUGAGUGCAGAAUAUACGUCGGUAACCUGCCCCCAGACAUAAGGACAAAGGACAUCCAAGACCUCUUCUACAAAUUCGGAAAAGUUACUUUCGUCGACUUGAAAAAUAGGAAAGGACCACCGUUUGCUUUCGUCGAGUUUGAGGACCCAAGAGACGCAGACGACGCGGUCCGAGCGCGGGACGGUUACGACUACGACGGCUACCGGCUGCGCGUGGAGUUCCCGCGCGGCGGUGGCGGUGGCGGCGGCGGUCGCGGCGCCCGCGGCGGCGGCGAGCGCUUCGGGGCCCGGGGCAGCACCCGCGGCCCGCCUGCCAGGCGGUCGGAGUACCGCGUGCUGGUUACUGGCUUGCCACCUUCAGGCUCGUGGCAAGACCUGAAGGACCACAUGCGCGAGGCAGGCGACGUGUGCUUCGCGGACACGUUCAAGGACGGCUCGGGCGUCGUGGAGUUCCUGCGCCACGAGGACAUGAAGUACGCAGUCAAGAAGCUCGACGACUCGCGCUUCCGCAGCCAUGAGGGCGAGGUAUCUUACAUCCGCGUCAAGGAAGACUACGGCGGCGGCGGCGGCGACAGGUUAGCCAAAGACAGGGAUAGGUCGCGCUCGUACUCGCCCCGGCGGCGCGGCUCGCCGACCUACUCGCCCGUGCGGCGCAGCUACUCGCGCUCGCGCUCGCGCAGCCGCGACCACAACUACUAGCCGGUGUAGCGGUACUCCGGGGCUCGCCGCCGUCGCCGCAGCGCCGCCUAGCGUUAAGACUUAGAACUACUUCGUUCCGACUUCGAUGUUGC
Molecule: messenger RNA, 968 nt
Organism: Ostrinia nubilalis (European corn borer)
Lineage: Eukaryota; Metazoa; Arthropoda; Insecta; Lepidoptera; Crambidae
Gene: SF2
Product: serine/arginine-rich splicing factor 1A
Exons: 6
Coding region: 151-876 (241 amino acids)
Cellular component (GO): nucleus; cytoplasm
Molecular function (GO): mRNA binding
Source: RefSeq, a predicted model, not a curated record